Triplophysa dalaica is the source of this 5929-nucleotide messenger RNA. RefSeq names its product apical junction component 1 homolog (gene ajm1). Gene Ontology annotation, biological process: cell-cell junction organization. Gene Ontology annotation, cellular component: apical junction complex; plasma membrane. The record is from RefSeq and is a predicted model, not a curated record. The transcript has 3 exons. The coding region runs from base 254 to 3517 and encodes 1087 amino acids. Lineage: Eukaryota; Metazoa; Chordata; Actinopteri; Cypriniformes; Nemacheilidae.
GUAACGCGACAGAUGCUCAGAUGAGGCGUGGAGGACGACACGAUUUACACAUUGAUCGGAUUACUACUGCACUUACACGAUAAAAUGCGACUCUCGGCACGUUUUAAAGCCUAACUGCGUUUAUACGAUGGACAUUUAUGGAUGGAAACGCACCUGCUUUGAGGAGACGCGGUGAGAAUGAAGAUUCUGUUUGCCAGCAGGGGAUAUUAAGCUAAAAGACUUUAAUGGGGAAAAUCAGAAGAAUCCCAUUAAGAUGACACGCACAGAUCCACCUGACAUACUCGGAUCAGCUGUGUAUCAAGAUGUCAAAGUGAAUUCCCUCUCGACGCACUCCAAACCCUUUAAUCCCUCAAAACAAUGUGAUUCCCCAUCCAUCAGCAAACUGGAGGACACUCGAAAAAGCAAAAAGAGGCACUGCCGUAGCUUUGACGCUGAGUCUAUGGACAAACUCAGAUAUCAUACAAUAGCAAUGGAGUACCCAUACAGAAGGGCUGAAAGGUACGCCGCUAAUCCAGAGGUUGCCUGGAAUGCCUUAGGUCGCCAACAUGUGCACCGUUUCUCUUCUCCAGACCUGUUUAACUUCCGUCUCGCCUCCCAGCCACUGCCCACUGACAUGCCUGGUGACGUUGUCGUGACAGACCUCAAGAGGAGGACCAGAUCGAGAAGUGCUUCACGAGUUCAGACCACCCUCACCCCGGUAUCGUUUGACACUUCCCCUCCGGUGGCGAGGAGAGGCCGGGAAUCUCAAAGGGCACAUCGAAAUGCUCAAGCAAGGUCAGAGGUUUCCCCAAGAAGAGAGUCUUCCCACGCCGCUACUCGAGUACAUAUGAGUGAAGUACACCCCAUCAAACUGCAGCCACAGAGAACCGAUACCAGCCGGUACUCCCCCGUGUACGUGCCUGAAGGAUUUGAUGAUGGAAAGCUAGAGAAACCCGCUACCAGUCCUCACGUUCGGUGUCGGGUGGACAUUAAACCAGAUGAAUCAGCUAUACAGCAUGGUGAGCGAAAAUCAGCCACUCCCCAAAUGGACGUACCUUGGCAGAAAUAUCCUAGCGGCGGCAAUCGAAGUCUGACAGUACCUCGCCAUUUCUCCACUUCUAGGACUCCAACACCCACUGAAUCCUUCACGGGAGAUUACAGGCAGGCGUACCAGUAUUCCCAAAGUAUGCCAGAUAGUUACAUGCACCCUAUGGAGAUCCCUUUACAAAAGGUGGUCUCGCCACGAGAGCCGAGGGAACGCUAUGGAAGGGAACGAAGGGCUCAUUCGAGCCCAAACGUGCCAACAAAAUUCUUCUAUGCCGAGGAUCUGGCCAAGUAUGGAUCUUCAGCUCCAACAAGGACUUACUAUCAAGACGACCGAUACAGCAUUCCAACCCAGGCCUACUCGGCCAAAGUUCAAUACGUACAAGAUCCAAGAACUCACGUUGUGCAUGCUGUAUCUGCAAGGCCAUAUUUCACAGACGCUGACCCUUACCAUUACCCUGCACAACAUGUAUACCCCAAAGCCUAUGCUGCAAGUGAACCAGGGGCAUAUAUAAUACAAACUCCCCCAGGCAGGACUUUCUACGGGGAUGACCCAAGGUCAUAUCCGAUUCAAACAGCCCCUCCCCGGAUCUUCUACAUGGGUGACCCCCACCCACCAUCAAUGGAGCAUCAUUAUCCAGCGAGGGCAUAUUAUACGGAGGGCAGACGACAUGCCCGUGUGGUUCCGCCACAGUCGGAUGACUGGUACGGUUCGGAGGUGUCUGGCUACUCUAGCCAUUACCCCUCCUCGUACGUAUCACAGGUCACCCCCACAAGAGUGAGACAAGAACCAAAGCUAGAAACGUGGUAUGCCAACCCGUGCAUGGAGCCAGAAAGAACUGUAACUGACCCAAAACCGUACUCAAGGUCCUGGGAUAACAUCCUAGACACCCACGUCGAAAAGGAGCAGCCUGUGGCGCGAGGAAAGAGCGAUGAGAACCUUCUUUGUCAGGGAAUGCAAGCUUCAACGGAAAGACCAAAACCUGUGGUGGUGAAUCUCUCAAGCUCCCCAAGACGUUACGCUGCGUUGUCUUUAUCUGAAAACUCUUUGAAUGACAAAAGCCCAACGGAGGCUCAAAGUUCCUCGAGCAAGCUUUGGUAUGUCACACCUGAAAUCACCAUCACAGACAAUGACAUUAGACCCAGUAACCUUAGUAAGUCAGAGAUGCGCGCUGCGAGUUGGAAUGUGCUGGAUUCGAAAAGUGCCCAAAAUCAAGGUGAAGGGAAAUCCCACACAGCGGAGUCGACCAAAGACAGGGCGCAUGGCAGUACAUCCCUACAGCAAAGUUUAGAGCAGCUCGACGAGCUCCUGGCUGACCUUGUCAUAGAUUACAAACCCCCUGCGAGGAAGACCAGUGAAGACCUGCUCGAUCAGCUCAAGAAACUCAUCGAUGAAGAAGAGGCGGUAUCUUCGGCAAGAAAGGAUUCAAUGACGGGUUCUGAAGGUGGCAUAGACAAACAACCAACUUCCAUAAAAAUAGAUCCGGAUACUCUGCGAGACACAGACGGGAGUUGUGAUGGGCUCAGAAGCACAGAGGAGUGCUCCCCUGACCAAAGCCCGGAUGAGGAUGACACGAUGAUGUGCUCCAACAACAAAUGCCGUCGGACGGAGACAUUGUUUAAUGCCUGCCUCUACUUUAAAUCCUGUCAUAGCUGCUAUACGUACUACUGCUCACGCAACUGUCGCCGCGAAGACUGGGACAUUCACAAAGAAAGCUGCCUCUAUGGGCGAAUCAGCAGCGUGUGCCGCCACGUCAUCAAGCACUGUAGAGAAACGCCAGAGGUCCACAAAGCUUUCUCCCGUAUAGCCAAAGUGGGAUACCUGUCACGGGGCAGGGGUGUUCUGUUUUUAGGACUUCCAAAUCCGGGGUCGUCAACGAAUUUCCUCCAGUUUGGACUGGAAAGUUUGCUCAUGUCUCCGACGUACUUGUCCCUCCGUGAGCUGGAGAGCUUUAAGGAUAACCUGGGGGAUUACUGCAAGGAGCUCCAAGACGCGGGAAAGGAGUACGACCCUAAUGAAUGUUUUCUCUUGAAUGUAUCCAUCGCUGUUGGCGAUCAAGUGCCCGACGGACCGUCGCCAAGGGUCCAAACCCCAACCGUCAGGAAAUUUGCCAAGAUAGCUCUAGCCUCCUACAGCCCAGAAAAGAAAGUCCAGCGGAAGGAAAGUGACAUGGAGACAUUGAUCCUCACCCCACCGCCUGGUAUGGCUGACAUUGACAAGGAAGGAGAGGAAGGAAGGAAAGCCAGGGAGAUCUGCUUCAUCAACAUUCAACGAGAGUUGAGGAUACGUGGGGUGUUUCUACGCCACGAGUAUCCGCAUGUCUACCAAAAGCUCUGUGAAUUCGUCGAGAACAACAGGAGGUUCACGCCCACCACGAUUUACCCUAUUGACAAAAGGACCGGCAAGCAGUUUAUGUGCAUGAUUAUGGCAGCGUCUGAGCCAAGAACUUUGGACUGGGUAGCCAAUCCACAUCUCCUAGAUGACAUUAUCUAAACAAGUGCACCUUUUAUAUAUACAGUAAAUGCAUAGAGCUCACGAUAGUACAUAUAUCAAGCUUCUUUGUUAUACAUGUUUGUAGAUCUGUAUUUUGUUAAUGAAAAAAGUGUAUUCAUUCCUGCAAAGUCAGUAUUAUUCACUGUUGGAAUAAUGCCCAUUAGAUGUCUACAUUUACAUUUAUUCAUAUAGUCACAAGUUUUUUAUUUUUAUGAGUAAUUACUGCCCUCUUAUUUCUUGGUAGCAUUUCUCUUUUGAUAUGUUAUUGUUCGCAAAAACAAUCUUCUAUUUAUUUUGGAAAACUACAGAAUUAUGUACUUAUUUACGUCAGAGUUUCGAUAAUUUUUCCUAUGCAAAAAUGGCCAACAUUGUCUUCAUAAAUGUUGCUAAAGAAAAUGGUACAGUAGUUUAUUUAUUUCUCUCAAAAAUCUAAAAUGUAUUAUUAUGUUAUGUUAUGUUCAACACAGGCAUUAUAGUAUAGUAUAUUAUGAUAAAUGAUAUUAUAUUGUUAUAUUAUUAUAUUAUAUUAAAGUGGUUACAUAUUUUUUGACACAAACUUGAGAACUCUAUGAUCUUAAGACUCACAGUACAAAAAGCGCCGUUAUUUAUUAUUCGGGGUUCUCAGUUGAACGCCUUUUAAAAAGAGCUGCGUAGAUUCAAGCAGCAAAGUUUCAACACGUGGAAAUUUGUGAUCCAACUUGGUAAUUCAGUUUAGGUUUCAUCUAAAUGAAGUAAUUGGUGCUUUUCUGUGUGUGGUAGAAUUACUUGAGCAAUAAUGAACUUGGAGACGACAUUUGGAGAACAUUGUUGAUAUACUGUAUGUACUGUUCCAUCAGAAACACUGUGAACUGAGAUACUCUUACAUGUGUCAUGAGCUCCCUUGUGAUCACUUAUUAGAACUGGAAAUAUUUCAAUAGAUGUUAUGACUAUAAAUGAUUAGAGGCUUUUGUGUAGAAAACUGGAUUCACAGUUUAAUGUGUGGUGUGAUUAUAUUACGCCUGGGAAUGUUUAGUUUGUUGUUUAGUUUGUUUUUGCUGCUUUUGACCGAAAGUGAAACUCAACAUGUGGUAAAUGUAGCACUUAUCCUUGAGAUAUUAGACAAAACAUGUCAGACAGGUUUAAACACCCUUUGUUUUGAAAAUAGCUUUAUCAUUGAAGUUUAUGAUCCACUUGAAUAUCCUAUGAAAUAUGUAUCAUUUUUCUGUACCUUUUCUCUUUAUUUUGAUAUUUAGUAUUUGUUUUAAUACUGUUGUUAAUAUGUUUUCAUAUAAAUAUUGACAUUAUCACUCACUACCCCUAAAACCAAUGCUUUGACCCUAAAUAUUAAUAUAAAAAAUAUAUGUAGAUUUUAAGACAAAUAUUACUACUGUCUUCAUGGGUGGAACUGUCACAACUUUAAAAAAAACGUUUAAAAAAAUGUAUGAAUUAAAAAAUCAGGCAGUUUAAAGCAAUUGUACUUAUAUAACAGGAUUUGUUCCAUGACACAUAUUUUAAAGGAUCUGUGAUUUUUUUAUUUGUUUCUCUAUUUUAAAUUGCACAACAAACAAUGGAUGCCGAUUUAACGCAUGUCUUCAUUUCAAAAGCUCAAUGCUGUCGUACUCUGAUUGAAAAAAAGAAAACUUUAAAUAACCUUUUAAAAAUGAAGGCAUCAACUUUACAUUUUGUACUCAUUGGUUAGCUCUAAAUUAAAUUUUAAGGAAUUUUUAAAUAUUAAUUUUCCAAAUAAUUCGUACAAUUACAAAUUAUCACUUGGCAACAGUCUGUUGCUAAAAUUGACAAAAGUUGAGAGAUAAAAUUUUAAGUUGAUGCCUGAAUUUCUUUACAGUGAUUAAAUUUUGUUUUACAAUCCAAAAAUAAUUCAGUGGCGUGUGAAAUUUGUUUUUCAGUUCUGUUUUGCCUGUUUUGUCUCAGUGCUCAAGAAUGAGUGAGAGUGAAAUGAUGCUGAGAAAACUUUGUCACGUUCAAACUAUCUGCUCCCGUUUCACAACGUCACUGUGUGUAGCUACCUUUUCCAUUUAUUUCUGAUGAUAUCUUGCCUGUCAAAUCUGCUACACCAUUCUUUAUUGUUCUGAAUGAAUCCACAUCACAGGAGAACCCAGCACAUGUUUCUGGAUUUAAAGCACUGUCCUCUCCUCUAUAGCACAUGUCCCUGCAGACUGUUACAGUGGUAAACAGAAAGAAAUGUCUGCAUGCGAUUCUAUUUUUUCUAUUUCGUCAUUGAAAUAAGUAACCUGCCUGAGGAUUUGAUUUUUGGAAAAUAUACUGUAUAUGAGGGAAACAAAGUAUAUACUAAAAGAUAUGAAUAUAUAUAUAUAGUAGGAGUGAUAUUUUUCAAGAUCAUUGUGUCAACCACUGCUGUUAUGCUGAAAACAAACGAGACAAAGACACAGCAAAAAAAACAAAGAAGCUUAA